GACAGCUGAGCCUCCCUUUCCUCCUUUUCGCUAUUUUGGUACCAGAUUGUCGGGUCACGUGAAAUAUCUCAACCACAAUUUUCAGACAAAUCGCGACCUGCGAGCGGAUAUGUUCUAUGGACAGGUAGACCGAGAAUGUCAGACAAAGAGAGAUAUUACGUGUCUGGAAGGUCUUCCUCCUACAGACCAGGAGGCUUUCCAGACUCCUACGACGACCGCUAUAACGGUCCGCGUCCGCCAUUCAGGACAUCGCAUGGCUCUGCAUCCUCUGCGGAUGGGUAUAACGCAGGCUACCGGGAGAGCUACGAUGAGCGGGAACGGCAAUUUUCCGGCUCUGGUUCGCGCAGUCGCGGAAGUUUUGGCGGCCGCGAACGGUCGCCGGGGCCUGUUUCUCGGCCGCGGAGUCCGUGGGAUGGCCGUGAACGGGACCGGGAAUGGCGAGACCGGGAACGGGAGAGAGAUAUCCGAGACCGCGAGAGGGAUCGGGAGAGAGACAGGGAUCGCGAUCGCGACCGUGAAAGGGAUCGAGCUAGGGAAAGAGAUAGAGACCGCGACCGGGAUAGAGACCGCGAGCGAGGAUACAGGCCGGCGCCUACGGACUGGUCAUAUCCCCCUCGCCACCGCUCACCAAACCGAGAAGACCGACGGAUACACGAUCGUAACGACAGGUUCUCGCCGUCGUCGUCGUCAGGAGCACGCUAUUCUCCGCCACCGCCUCGUCGCUCGUCGCGCUCGUCUUCUAUCGCAUCAUAUACAUCGCCUCCUCCGCCAUCCAUCGCACCAAAUCAGUCCGCACCUGCAGGCUCCUCGUACCCAAGAAGAAGGUCCUCACCCAGACGCAUUCGCAGUCCACCGUAUCCCGCGACCGCCGCGUCGUCGGCAUCGUCGGCAGGCGACCGACGAGGCAUGCGCGAGUCAUAUCCCCCAUUCCGCCCUCGGUCUCGAAGCCCACCACCCUCUCGUUCGCGUCCUAGGUCGCGUGAGUCUUCUCCGCGAAGAGACUCUCCGCGAAGAGACUCUCCGCUGUACUCACAGCCGGGUGGCAGUGUUUUUCAAACCGGUCCUCGGGCGUUCUCCUCGCCUUCUGUACAUUCCACACCGGUCUCGCAGCAACAAACACCGGUCCAUUCGCCGGUUAUACCCGCUGCCACUUCUGGCGGAGCGCGUGGAUCAUUGGGCAGCUCUGAGAAGUUGAUGCCAGCGCGGACGGGGUCGAUGUCCUCGCCCGUCGUUGCAGGUACUCCGCUCCCACUCGGCCCGCGCACGUACUCGAUGUCGACGCAUACGACGCCCCAUCUCUCGCACCACGCGUCAAUAAGCGGCCAAUCGACGCCUGCGCAGGUGGCUUCACCACUGCAGACCCCAGGCGCGUCUGCCGCUGGAUCACCACCGGUUGCGCCGAAAGCGAUGAUCAACGGAGCCACGAUUUCGCGCACAAACAGCUACGUCUCGCCGAUGCCGUCGUUGUCGCGUAGAUCAACUGGUGGUAGUGGGUAUCCCUCUCAAGGAAAACUCCUGCCUUCGAUAUGCCCUGAGAUCGACAAGGAGAUUCUGCGGUUGAAGAAAGAAUACGCAAGGAUCGCCGAGGAGGAUAAGGCGAACCAAGGGAAGAAGCGACAGGCUAUCAGUACGUGGGAUAGACUCACGAGAGAGGCGGAGCGCGACGCGUUAAAAGUGAAGACUGCAGAGGCACAACUGCAGGCUCUGGGCUAUUAGAUCCGCUGCUCUCUCUUUGAUUUGGGAUUUGUACGUUAUGAUGACAGGGUGAGUGAGUUGAUGGUAGUGAACUGUAUAAUAUAUAUAUUGCACAAGGUAGAAGAAUAAAGAAGAAC
Molecule: messenger RNA, 1832 nt
Organism: Myxozyma melibiosi
Lineage: Eukaryota; Fungi; Ascomycota; Lipomycetes; Lipomycetales; Lipomycetaceae
Exons: 2
Coding region: 136-1716 (526 amino acids)
Source: RefSeq, a predicted model, not a curated record